Messenger RNA from Erigeron canadensis, 2166 nucleotides. Its product is annotated as trehalase. The transcript has 12 exons. Bases 135 to 1844 code for a protein of 569 amino acids. Lineage: Eukaryota; Viridiplantae; Streptophyta; Magnoliopsida; Asterales; Asteraceae. Gene Ontology annotation, molecular function: alpha,alpha-trehalase activity. Gene Ontology annotation, biological process: trehalose catabolic process. The record is from RefSeq and is a predicted model, not a curated record.
GUAACACCAAUUAGAAGAUAAUCAAAUCUCCGAAUCACAUUAAACAUCACAAAUCGGUCCACAGUCAAGAACCCUGUCUACUUUGUAUUUAUCGAAGAUUAUUCAAUCAGCCGGCCUCUUGUUUUCCAGCCUUUAUGGUUAAAUCAGAACCUGGUCAGAUAUGCAAACCAACAGACCAUGGUCCAGUGGUACCCACAACCCCACUUGUCCUCUUUUUUGAAACUAUCCAAGAAACUGCUCUCAAAACAUUUGGUCCUAAAAACUUUGACCCAAAACUUUACGUUGACUUAUCAUUGAAGUUUGACCUUCCUGUUGUGAAACAAGCUUUCAAUGACCUGCCCAAGACAGGAAAUGGGUCAGUUUUAGCUUCGGAUUUGAACCUUUUUUUGACCAAGUUUAUGAAUGGUGCAAAGGAGGAUUUAGAGUAUGUUGAACCUGUUGACUAUGUGGCUAAACCAGAUGGGUUUUUGCCUAAAGUCUUGCAUCAAGGUAUGAAAGAUUGGGCUCUUGAGGUGCAUUCACUUUGGAAGAAUUUGAGCCGCAAAGUGUCGAAUAAGGUUUUGGAAUACCCGGAAAGGCAUAGUUUGCUGCCGUUGAAAUACCCUGUGAUUAUACCCGGAUCAAGGUUUCAAGAAGUUUAUUAUUGGGAUUCUUAUUGGGUUAUAAGAGGACUAUUGGCAAGUAAAAUGUAUGAGACAGCAAAAGGGAUUGUUUUGAAUCUGAUAGACUUGAUCGACACAUAUGGAUAUGUUUUAAAUGGUGCCCGGGCAUACUAUACUAAUAGAAGUCAGCCUCCGCUCCUGAGUUCAAUGGUCAUUGAUGUAUAUAAGCGAACUAGCGACAUGGACUUGGUCAAGAAAGCAUUGCCAGCCCUGAUCAAAGAACAUGCGUUUUGGACUUCUGGCAUACAUAAUGUGACAGUUGAGGAUUCUCAAGGUGUGAGACAUAAUUUAAGUCGGUACUAUGCAAUGUGGAAUCAGCCUAGGCCAGAAUCGUUCACUAUUGACACAGAAACUGCAGACAAAGUUACAGAUGAUUGUGAGAAAGAGCAAUUGUAUCGUGAGCUGGCAUCGACUGCAGAAAGUGGUUGGGAUUUUAGUACCAGAUGGAUGAAGAAUACUUCUGAUCUCACAUCAUUGUCUACAACAAUGAUUCUGCCUGUUGAUCUGAAUGCAUACGUACUGAAGAUGGAACUUGAUAUAGCUUUCUUGGCAAAUGUUACUGGAGAAAGUAGUCAUGCUUUACACUUCACUAAGGCUUCAAAAGCAAGAAAGAAGGCCAUGGAUUCUGUUUUUUGGGACGAAGAGAAGGGUCAAUGGUUUGAUUAUUGGCUCAAUGAUAACUUGACCAGCGAGGAUGUUCAUAAAUGGGACGCCUCUAACCAGAAUCAAGAUAUAUUUGCCUCAAACUUCAUUCCUAUAUGGGUUCAGUUGUUCAACUCAGAUGAAACCGUGGUCACAAAAGUCUCACAAAGCCUGGAAAGCUCGGGGUUGCUACGUGCUGCGGGUAUAUCAACUUCAUUGACAAAUUCGAGCCAGCAAUGGGAUUUUCCAAAUGGUUGGGCCCCAAUUCAACACAUAAUCGUUGAAGGUCUAGUUAGGUCUGGAUCAAAAGAAGCAAGAUCAUUAGCAAAAGACAUAGCCCUAAGGUGGAUUAGAACUAAUUAUGUUACAUAUAAGACAUCAAAAGCCAUGCAUGAGAAAUAUGAUGUAAGCAAAUGUGGAGAAUUUGGAGGUGGAGGUGAAUAUGUACCACAAACUGGUUUUGGGUGGUCUAACGGAGUGAUUUUGGCCUUCUUGGAGGAGUUUGGAUGGGCAGAGGACCUGAGUGCGCAUUGCCAAUGAUCACGUGGGACUUUGCGUAUCUGGGCUGGGCUCAGUCCUAGAUUAUUGGUGAUAAUACUAUCCAAUUCGGAGUAGGCUGUUCCGCACUAAACCCAUUGAGAAGACGCAUCUGAUUCUCUUUUUUAACAGUUUGUAGAUUUUUAAUUGCAGAUAUAUGAAAAGGAAUAUGCUUGGAAAAAGAAAAAAAUUGUAAACCCUUUCUGUUGAUUUACUUGGAGAACUUUAUACUUGUAAACAAGGUAUAGCUCGUUACAAUUAAACAUGACGUUACAAGUAUAUCUUGAUGCGAUAUAUAUUGGGCAAAUGUGCCCUUUCGAAAUCA